Molecule: messenger RNA, 1195 nt
Organism: Cuscuta europaea
Lineage: Eukaryota; Viridiplantae; Streptophyta; Magnoliopsida; Solanales; Convolvulaceae
Source: the annotation of a GenBank genome assembly
CACCCCCCAACAAAUGGUCUAAUAAAGAAAGUUUGGACAAGACCGAUCAAAAUCCGCAGUCUCCCAUAGGUGAAUCUCCUCGCUGCUGAACUGAGCCGAGUGAGCUCUAGGUUGGGAAUGACUCCUACUACGUAACUUUUUCGACAAUUGGAUUUGUUGUCAAACCAGCAAGCAGUUUGAAAGUUCUGAACUGGACAAAGGCCAGACUUGCAGCGCUUCAUUCAGUUUCAUGACGUCGCGCUUCCCAAGGUUAGCAGCUCUUCGUUAUUUUCCCUCCAUGAGGACCCUCAUCACUGGCAACAUUCGUUAUCGCGGACCCCUGCUACCACUAACACUCGGGCCAUUUAGUUCGACAUACCCAUAUUUCUCAAAGAACCAAUCAGUUUUCGUGCAUUCAUCCCCGGGGAUUGAUUCAAGGCUAAAUGGGUCUACUGAUAUUGAACACGAAGAAUUUCAAAAAUGGGGCAAUGGAGGUGGCUCGUUCCAUAAGUCUUCUCGUAUUGAUCCAAGUGCUGUCAUAGAAAUUGGCGCCAUAGUACAUUCAGAAUCUGUUUUAGCUGAAAAUGUUCAUGUUGGUUCUGGAUCCAUCAUUGGGCCUUCAGUUACAGUAGGGCAAUCAACAAGGAUAGGGUAUGGUGUCGCACUCACUAAUUGCACAGUUGGUGAUUUUUGUCUUGUUCACAGUGGUGUGUGCGUUGGACAGGAUGGUUUUGGAUUUUUUGUGGAUGAACAAGGAAACAUGGUGAAGAAGCCUCAGAACCUGAGAGUGAGGAUAGGGAACCAUGUAGAGAUUGGUGCAAAUUCAUGCAUUGAUAAGGGCAGUUGGAGGGAUACUGUAAUUGGAGAUCAUUCGAAGAUAGAUAAUUUGGUUCAGAUAGGUCACAAUGUGGUUGUUGGAAAUAACUGCAUACUCUGUGGACAAGUUGGUAUUGCUGGCUCAGCAACCAUAGGGGACUAUGUAACUAUGGGGGGAAGAGCUGCAGUUCGUGAUCAUGUAUGCGUUGCUUCAAAGGUCAGGUUAGCGGCUAACAGUUGUGUUACGAAGAAUAUAAAUGAGCCUGGGGACUAUGGUGGCUUCCCUGCUAUUCCUGUUCAUCAGUGGCGAAGACAAGUUGCUGCCCACCGCCGGUCCUCAAAGUAGGGAUCCAUUGGUCCAGAAGGCCAAUUUAUUGUAGUUGACAGUGACAUAGAUAUC